AUGAGUUGGUCGUGGAGUAGCCGGUGCUACCCUUGCUGGACUGCUGUGGAUAGGUCUGUCCUCGGACGCUUCUGUGGACGUUGGUAUGGACUAAGCGGCGAUUGGAUGCUGGUAGGAGAGGAUGGCUCUACCUGGUGGGUAGUAGACGGCCUAGUAGAUGAUACGAACGGCGAUAAAGUGACAAGAGGGGGUGCAACCGGUACUGGAGUGCUAGGAGACGACGGGACUUUGGACGGUGUGGUCGGUACUAAGGUUCUGGGGGAUGACGGAACACUAGACCAUGGUACCGGUGCUGGAGUUCUGGGAGACGACGGAACUCUGGAAGAUGCGACUGGCGUUGGAUCUCUGCAAGAUGCCGAGGCUCUACCUCUAGGUAGUAUAUCCCGAGGACGCUUAGUUAGAUGCUGGGUGCUCCAUAUUUGGUCGAGCCGGGUCUGGUUUGAGCUGAUAGAACUAGCUCGCCGCUGGCUACUCGAGCUGGAUCGACGAGUGGAUGGCUUGGAGAGGCUCCUCAGACGACCCUUCCCUUUAUCUUGUGUACUUGGGGAAGUCCACUCGGGACUCUCGGAGCUAGCAAGGGACCGUGGAAGAAUAAUAGCCAUUUAG
This is a messenger RNA of Penicillium crustosum, 606 nucleotides long. RefSeq lists its product as uncharacterized. The record is from RefSeq and is a predicted model, not a curated record. The transcript has 2 exons. Lineage: Eukaryota; Fungi; Ascomycota; Eurotiomycetes; Eurotiales; Aspergillaceae. The coding region runs from base 1 to 606 and encodes 201 amino acids.